AUGAUAAAACAUGCGGCCACUCGGCCUUACAACUUUCCCUCCAUAAGCUUAAAGAACCCAAGAAUUAACCAUAAUUACAAGCAACUUUUACGUUCAUGCGAAGAUUUAAAAUCUCUCCUUCAAAUCCAUGCACAACUGCUAGUUUCAGGAAUCAAAUUUGAUGAUUCCAUUAAUACCCAUUUAGUAAAAUCUUACUCAUUAUUUCAUAAACCGGACAUUGCUCGGUUAGUCUUUGAUUUUUCUGAAAACCCAAGUGUUGUAUUAUGGAAUUCGAUGAUCAGAGGUUACACAAGAACCAAUCAGAACAGAGAAGCUCUGUUUAUGUAUCAAAAAAUGAGAGAAAAAUGUGUAAAACCAGACAAGUAUACCUUCACUUUUGUAUUGAAAGCUUGUACUGGUACUUUAAAUUUAGAAAUGGGUUUGCGAAUACAUGAAGAACUGGCCAAGGAGGGACUGGAAUCUGAUGUUUUUGUUGGGACUGGUCUUGUUGAUUUUUAUUGUAAAGUGGGGAAGGUAGAUGUUGCCAAGGAAGUGUUUGAGAAAAUUCCUGACUUGGAUGUUGUUGCAUGGAAUGCAAUGAUUGCGGGGUUUUCACAAAGUUUGGAACCUUUUGAAGCUUUGAGGAUUUUUUAUAAGAUGCAAUUAGCUGGAAUUGAACCUAAUUUAGUGAGUUUGUUAAACUUGUUUCCUGCUGUUUCUAAGUUAUCUUCUGUUCAUUCUUGUAGAGCUAUCCAUGGUUUUGUUAUCAGGAAAAGGUUUCCGCAUUUUGUUUUGAAUGGUUUGAUUGAUAUGUACUCGAAAUGUGGAGAUGUAGAUUCGGCUCGGUUGGUAUUUAAUCGGAUGUUUGGUCGAGAUGAUGUUUCAUGGGGAACGAUGAUGGCUGGUUUUGUUCGUAAUAGUUGUUUCGCUGAAGCACUAGAAUUAUUUGAUUGCAUAAAGAGAGAAAAAUUGAAGUUGAAUCAGGUAUCAGCAGUGAGUGCACUUUUGGCUGCCGCUGAGAUAAGAGAUUUAGAGAAAGGGAGAGAGAUUCAUGAUUACUCUGUUCGAGCUGGAAUUGAUUCAGAUAUUCUGGUUGCUACUCCUCUUAUGACAAUGUAUGCGAAGUGUGGGGAGUUGGAGAAGGCAAAGCAAAUAUUUGAGGACAUCCCUCGGAAGGAUAUUGUCAUCUGGUCUGCAGUAAUAGCUGCUUUUGUACAAAAUGGAUAUCCAAAAGAAGCCUUGUCUUUGUUUCGGGAAAUGCUAAGAGGAAAUCUUAAACCAAAUAAAGUUACUGUGAUGGGUGUUCUUCCAGCUUGUGGAGAAACAUCAGAUAUUAACUUGGGUAGGAGCGUACACUGUUACGUGUUGAAAUCUGAAAUUGGCUUGGAUGUGUCAACUGGAACGGCUCUAGUAGCUAUGUAUGCCAAGUGUAGACUCUUCUCUUUUGCACACACACUAUUCAGUCGAUUGCCACAGGAAGAUGUUAUAACUUGGAAUGCUUUGAUAAAUGGGUAUGCCCAGUUUGGCGACUGUAAUCGUGCUAUGGAGAUGUUCCAUCAAUUACGAGCUGCAGGUCAUUAUCCAGACUCGGGAACCAUGGUAGGUGUUCUUCCAGCAUGUGCAACUAUGAAUGCGCUAGAGCAAGGCACCUGUAUUCAUGGGCAAAUCAUUAAAUUUGGGUUUGAAGCUGAUAUCCAUGUAAAGAAUGCCCUCAUAGACAUGUAUGCAAAGUGUGGCAGUGUAACCACUGCGGAAUAUUUAUUCAAUGAGCCUGAAUUCACCAAGGAUGAGAUAUCUUGGAAUAUAAUAAUUUCAUGCUAUAUGCAAAAUGGGAGGGCUAAGGAAGCUAUAUCUGCUUUCUGCCAGAUGAGAUCUGAGGGUGUUUGGCCUAAUUUAGUCACUAUUAUAACUAUUCUUCCAGCAGCAGCGUUUUUAGCAGCUCUCAAACAAGGUAUGGCAAUUCAUGCUUACGUAGUUCAUACUGGGUUUGGAUCUAAUGUACUCGUAGGAAAUAGUCUCAUUGACAUGUACGCUAAAUGUGGGCGGUUGGAUUACUCGGAGGACUACUUUGAUCAGAUGAAAAAUAAAAACUCUGUGUCAUGGAAUGUAAUGCUAUCAGGGUAUGCUAUACAUGGACUUGGCAAGGCCGCGGUGGCACAUUUUCACCGAAUGCAAGAGACUUGCGUUGAAGUUGAUUCUGUUUCCUUUGUUAGUCUCCUAUCAGCUUGCAGACAUGGUGGUUUGAUAGAAGAAGGGAGAAAGGUUUUCCAUUCUAUGAGCCUCGAACACCAAAUAGAGCCAAAACUAGAGCACUAUGCCUGUAUGGUGGAUCUUCUAGGUCGUGCGGGUGAACUGGAUGAAGCUUUGAACUUCAUUCAGAAAAUGCCAAUGGCAGGCGAUGCUGUUGUUUGGGGUGCCUUAUUAGGUGCAAGUAGAAUGCACUCUAAUGUUCAGAUAGGAGAAAUAGCAUUGGUUCACCUAGUUAAUCUUGAACCUCAAAACGCCACUCAUCAUGUUGUGCUCUCAAACAUUUACGCUCAAUCCGGUAGAUGGGGUGAUGUGAGGAAGAUGAGAAAAAGUGUUAGCAGCAUGGGGCUGAAGAAAACUCCAGGAUGCAGUUGGGUUGAGAUUAAAAACGUAGUUCACGCUUUCAAGGCGGGUGAUCAAACACACCCACAGUUUGAUAAAAUGCGCCGACUGUGGAAUGAUUUACAUGAGAAAAUGGAGAGGAUUGGUUAUGUCGCGGAUACAAGCUGUGUUCUGCAUAAUGUGGAAGAAGAGGAGAAAGAAUCGUUCUUAUUCAGUCAUAGUGAGAGACUUGCUAUUACAUUUGCUCUUCUUAAUACAGAACCAGGGAUGCCUAUCAACAUAGUUAAGAAUUUACGUGUUUGCUUGGACUGUCAUAUUGCUAUAAAGCUAAUUUCGCAGAUAACAGGCCGCAAAAUCAUUGUCAGGGAUGCAAGCCGUUUCCACCACUUCGAGAAAGGUACAUGUUCAUGCAACGAUUACUGGUGAUCCCAAUCACUGAAGCCUUUGUUAGUCACUCACUGUUACACUGUACAUAGGUUAGAACGACAAUAUUCAUUUAAAACUUGACGUAUAGUUCAGUGUACCUACUACUUCUCUGGUACAGGGGAGAAACCUAGAGAGUGGGACUCAACUGGGGAUGUUAAUUAAUAAAUAAUGAUGGAUGUUUUCCACGCUUGGUCUUGUUGUUGUUGGACUUGGAUCUACAACCAACACACUACUACUAAUCACUCACGUGGCUUUUGUGUUUUGGACUAUCUGUUGUGUGGAAUCAUUUGCC
Messenger RNA from Papaver somniferum (opium poppy), 3286 nucleotides. Its product is annotated as pentatricopeptide repeat-containing protein At2g39620. The transcript has 2 exons. Lineage: Eukaryota; Viridiplantae; Streptophyta; Magnoliopsida; Ranunculales; Papaveraceae. Bases 1 to 2994 code for a protein of 997 amino acids. Gene Ontology annotation, molecular function: zinc ion binding; RNA binding; protein binding. The record is from RefSeq and is a predicted model, not a curated record. Gene Ontology annotation, biological process: RNA modification.